ACUGCUGCUGCUGCUGCUGCUGCUCUCUGCUUGGUUGCUCCGGCUUCGUCGCCACGUUCUCGUUCCCCUUCUUAUUUCACUCUCCGUUUCUUCCGCUUCUUACCUUCUUCUUCCUCUUCUCUUCCUUCUUCAUACUAUCUGUCCAAUCUCUCUAUACCCCUCUCCCCCAUCUCAUUUUACUUUCAUCACCUUUCAUCUAUUUAUCCUCAAAUCUCCACCAUGUCCUCUUCUCUCGAGCAGCUCAAGGCCACCGGCACUGUCGUCGUCUGCGACUCCGGUGACUUCGCCACCAUUGGCAAGUACAAGCCUCAGGAUGCUACCACCAACCCCUCCCUGAUCCUCGCCGCCUCCAAGAAGCCCGAGUACGCCAGCCUCAUCGAUGCCGCCGUCGCCAAGGGUAAGUCUGAGGGCAAGACCCUCGACGAGCAGGUCGAUGCCACCCUCGACCGUCUGCUGGUCGAGUUCGGCAAGAAGAUCCUCGAGAUCAUCCCCGGCAAGGUCUCCACUGAGGUCGAUGCCCGCUUCUCUUUCGACACCCAGGCCUCCAUUGACAAGGCCCUCCACAUCAUCAAGCUCUACGAGGAGAACGGCAUCUCCCGCGACCGCAUCCUCAUCAAGAUCGCCUCCACCUGGGAGGGUAUCAAGGCCGCCCAGGUCCUCCAGUCCCAGCACGGCAUCAACUGCAACCUGACCCUCAUGUUCUCCACCGUCCAGGCCAUCGCUGCCGCUGAGGCCGGUGCCUACCUCAUCUCUCCCUUCGUUGGCCGUAUCCUCGACUGGUACAAGGCCGCUCACAAGCGUGACUACACCGCCGAGGAGGACCCCGGUGUCAAGUCCGUCCAGAGCAUCUUCAACUACUACAAGAAGCACGGCUACAAGACUAUUGUCAUGGGUGCCUCUUUCCGUAACACCGGUGAGAUCACCGAGCUGGCUGGCUGUGACUACCUGACCAUCUCCCCCAACCUCCUCGAGGACCUCUUCAACUCCACCGCUGCCGUCCCCAAGAAGCUCGACGCCGCCAACGCCGCCGGCCUCGACAUCCCCAAGAAGACCUACAUCAACGACGAGGCUCUCUUCCGCUUCGACUUCAACGAGGAGGCCAUGGCCGUCGAGAAGCUGCGUGAGGGUAUCUCCAAGUUCGCCGCUGACGCCGUCACCCUCAAGGACAUCCUGAAGCAGAAGAUCCAGGCAUAGAUUGGGAGACUGAUCUGAUGUGUGCAUUUUUGUGAUGACCUUUUUCUUUUACUAUUAUUCCCAUGUGUAAAAUUGAUGACCUGAAAAAUUCGUUUGGGUAGAUACGAAUUAUGAUUAUCAUAUACCAUUACCAAUUGC
Messenger RNA from Aspergillus eucalypticola CBS 122712, 1332 nucleotides. Its product is annotated as sedoheptulose-7-phosphate:D-glyceraldehyde-3-phosphate transaldolase TAL1. The record is from RefSeq and is a predicted model, not a curated record. Gene Ontology annotation, cellular component: cytoplasm; intracellular anatomical structure. Gene Ontology annotation, molecular function: transaldolase activity. The transcript is spliced from 4 exons. The coding region runs from base 220 to 1194 and encodes 324 amino acids. NCBI's taxonomy places the organism in Eukaryota, Fungi, Ascomycota, Eurotiomycetes, Eurotiales, Aspergillaceae. Gene Ontology annotation, biological process: pentose-phosphate shunt, non-oxidative branch; carbohydrate metabolic process; pentose-phosphate shunt.